Molecule: messenger RNA, 4023 nt
Organism: Patiria miniata (bat star)
Lineage: Eukaryota; Metazoa; Echinodermata; Asteroidea; Valvatida; Asterinidae
Gene: samd8
Product: sphingomyelin synthase-related protein 1-like
Exons: 5
Coding region: 104-1447 (447 amino acids)
Biological process (GO): ceramide biosynthetic process
Cellular component (GO): Golgi membrane; endoplasmic reticulum membrane
Molecular function (GO): protein binding; ceramide cholinephosphotransferase activity; sphingomyelin synthase activity
Source: RefSeq, a predicted model, not a curated record
GAAAGACCAUACCACGAUGGAAUUGGUCGCCAUGCUAACAUUUCCGUCAUGUGGCAAUAACGUUAUUUAUUAGGAAACACCAGGGUCAUCGAACAUUCACAAGAUGAAGCACUUCAAAAAGAGAGUCACCAGAGUCAAUUUGCCCAACGACAAGAGUGUUCACCACUGGACGUGUGACGACGUGGCCCAGUUCCUGUUCCAGAAUGGCAUGGGCCAGUACUCCGAGCUGCUCUGCCAGCAAAACGAAAUCGACGGCGAGGUUCUUCUCCUCCUUAAAGAAGUCGACCUCCGACUGCCACCGAUUUCCGUCCCAGUCCUGGCCCAUAUAAAGCGGCUGGCCACACUAAUUGAUCAUCUCAAAAAGCGAGAGUUGGUAUUGGAAGGCGGAGCGUGCGGAAACGGGACGGCAGGGUCUUACGACGACCGCACGGGAUUGGACAACGAGGCGGGUUUUGAGAGCAAAGUUGGUGGGCAGGAACUAGGCCACAUCAGUCAGCGGCUAAACGCCUUCAGCUUCAGCGACGAUGAGGACGAUUUCAUGUUUGGAAACUUGGACAGGCACCAACCCCCUCCCAGACAAGAGGUUUCUGAGCCGAAGUUCAAGCCCGAAAUCUUCAAGACCACCGUCAGUUUCCUGUACGCGACCGCGGUGGGGCUGCUGACCGCUUUCGUGAUGACCAUCGCCCACGACCGCGUGCCAGACAUGGACAAGUUUCCCCCACUCCCGGACAUUUUCUUGGACAGUGUCCCGAGAAUCGAGUGGGCGUUUCAGGCGUGCGAAGCCUGUGCCAUGGUGUUGGCGGCCAUUCUGUUUAUUGUCAUUGUUCUGCACAAACACAGGUUUAUACUUUUGAGGAGAUUCUUUGCCCUGAUGGGGUCGUGCUUUCUCCUGCGGUGUAUCACCAUGUUUGUCACGUCGCUGUCCGUCCCCGGAUCUCACCUGCAGUGCAGCGGCAAGGUGUACGGAAGUUAUUGGAUGAAGAUGCACCGUGCGCUGGAGAUCAUGUGCGGACUAGGAAUGAGCGUAACUGGAGUUCAUACGUGCGGGGACUACAUGUUUAGUGGCCACACGAUAUGCUUGACCAUGUUUAACUUCUUCAUAACCGAAUACACCCCGCGCAGGAUGACCCUCCUCCAUACUGCUUCCUGGGUUCUCAACCUCUUUGGGGCUUUCUUUGUCCUGGCCGCCCACGAGCACUACUCCAUCGACGUGGUCAUCGCCUUCUGCUUCACGUCCCGGCUAUUCCUGUACUACCACACCCUGGCCAACACGCGGGCCCUCCAUGCCCAGCGGGACCGGCGUGCUCGGGUCUGGUUCCCAAUGUUCUCCUACUUUGAGGCUGAGGUGGACGAUGUGGUGCCCAAUGUGUACGAGUGGCCAUUCUGCCUUCCCAGCUUUCGGACCUUGAUACCUUGGAGGGCCAGGAAGAAGGCAGUCAAGGACUGAAGCUUGUUUACCAUCCCAAACAGCUGAGGAUUUUAAAAGUCCUCACCUUACAGGUCGUCCCAAGUCCUCAUAGGUCCUGACAAGUCCUCACAAAUGUUUACAAGUCCAUCACAAGACUUCAAAAUGCCUCAUAAGUUUUCAAAAUUCUGUCACAAUCUUCGCAAGACCACACAAGUCCUCAAAUGUCCUCACAAGUCCUCACAAGUCUUCAUAUGGCCAUUUCAUCACAAGUCCACACAAUUCAUCAAAAUGUCCUCAUGAAUGCUCACAUGUCCUAAGAAGCUUUCACAAGUCCUCACAAGUCCCCCAUCCCGUAAGUCCUCACAAGUUCCCACACCCCCUUCACACUCCAUCACAAAUCUUCUCAAGUCCCUACAAGUCCUACCGAGGCCUCAUAAGUCCUAACAAGUCCCCACAGACCCUCACAAGUCUUCACAAGUCCAUCACAAGUCCUCACAAUUCCCCACAGGUCCUCACAAGUCUUCACCAGUCUUCACAAAUCCUCACAAUUUCUCACAAGUCCCAAAAGUUCCUUGCAUGUCUUCCCAGGUCCAUCACUAUAGCUCUUGUAAGUCCUAACAGGUCCUCACAAGUCUUCACAAAUCCACACAGGUCCUCACAAGCCUUCACAAGUUCAUCACAAGUCCUAACAAGUCUUCACAAGUCCCCACAGGUCCUCACAAGUCCUCACAAGUCCUCACAAUAUCUCAAAAGACCUCAUACGUCCUCGCAAGUCCUCACAGGUCCAUCACACAUCCUUACAAGUCCUCACAAGUCCUCACAAACAUAAUGCAAACACAAGUUAUGUAAAUGAACUGCAACAUGGGCAUCAAUUGCUCACUGAAAAAUGUGCCUUCAUGCUUAAUCAAAAACAUUUCAAAAAAAAAUUAAGUAAAAUGUUAAUUUUUAUAACAGAUUGCAUAAAAUUUGAAGUACUAAAAACCUUUAUAUUUAUAAGGUUUGUUUAGAAUAUUGUGCAUGAGAAUGAUUAUGUGUUUGAGUACGAGUAACUAUAAUAGUUAUUAUUUUUACAGAACAUUAGGCCUUAUGUUUUUCAUACUAUUAUCAAUGCCAUAAUUAAACUAAACCUUCAGUACAUACCAAAUACGAGACCAGUGCUAAUAAUUAAAUAAGUGUUUGUUGUGUGCUAUCUUAGGUAAUUAACCCUCCUGCUAUUUAAACAGUCACAGACAAUCAAAAUUCACUUCCACUUCCCCUGCUACACUAUUAACAAAGGCUAGUCACCAGCAGUCAGAUCAUAUGUCAAGCCAAGCACCGUGAUUAGUCAAACUAAGUCAACAGGCAAAGCAAGAAGUUGUGGUCAAAGCUGUGUUAUCACUCACCCGGAGUCAAAACAUAGCUGUAUCCAGUUACUUAAACAGUCCCAGCCAGUCAAUCCUGCUUUAUGUAGGCUGGGAAUUCUUAACUGCUGAAAACACUCACUUGUUUGGUUUUGACUGAAGAUGUAUGUUUGCAUAGGAGGGUGUUAAAGAUGUACAUUGUACAUGUAUUGUCCAUGUUAUUUAUUUUUUUUUUAAGUUUCACCCCGAAAAAUAUACAUUGUGUACAUGUGUGUUUUCUUUUUAAGUUGUUCUUUUUUUUUUAGAGCAGAACAAAAGUUCUUCUCUGUUGAGUGAGACAUCGAUUGAAAAAAAUUGGCCCAUGUUUGUAUCAAUUUCCAUCGAUGGUCGGAUUACCAUCGUUUGUAAAGAAAGAGACUUUUUUUAAAUACUGCCCCAAAUUUUACCAAAUAUGUAGUUAGUCCAGAUUUUGUUUGGCAUCUGUAACACGUCUGUGAAUGGGUGCAAGCCAGUUAGUCUGAUUCCCUGACCUUCAAUUCCCAUCGUCUGUAAAUUCCUCCUUUUCGUCUGAAGAAGGGUCAGGGAGCCAGGCUAUAGAACAAGAACAGCAUUUUUUCUCGGUUUUUCCGGCAUCUGUGAGCACAAAACUUUAAACAGGUCCGUGUGACAAUAUUUGCUAUAAAAUACAUGUGCUAACUCCCAAAUGCAUUCCAUUUCUGAAAAUUACAGCCAAAGCAAAUGUUGUAGAUCGCCUUUAAGUAGCUGUAGUUUACGUGUAAUGUAAGGCCAAGUUAUGCCAUUGAUUAUUUUGGCAAGAUAUGUCCGAGAAAAAGAUGUAAAGGUCCAAAGGGGUGUAAACAUUCUUGGGGACAUGGAAGAGGGGAGAAUUAAAAUAGUCUUCUGACACCAUUGGAAUGUUGGGAGGAAGGGUGAUGAUUGAAAACUAAUGGGGCCCACAAAGGGGUUUGGACGGAGAGGAAAUGUGAUUUUGGAUAAUGGGGGGAUAUACGUGUAGAGUGCUCUAUUCAAACUUGAAUUGUAAACGGUCAGUAUUUUUGGGUGUCUGGUAUACUCGGGGGGUUGAUAUUCUUAUUGAAGGGUGCAUACCUAUGUUCCCCAAUACCGAUGUUCCCCAACCCUAACCCUAAGGAAUUUGGGCAUCGGUAUCUGUCAACGGAUCACAAGAAGAGGGUAAGUGUUCUUUCAGCAAAUGUAACCAAAUCACAAAAGGAUUUUUGUUUUGCUGAUAGCACCUUUUUGUGAUCCGUGGACAGA